Molecule: messenger RNA, 2912 nt
Organism: Fopius arisanus
Lineage: Eukaryota; Metazoa; Arthropoda; Insecta; Hymenoptera; Braconidae
Product: calcium release-activated calcium channel protein 1-like
Exons: 2
Coding region: 1165-2253 (362 amino acids)
Biological process (GO): store-operated calcium entry
Cellular component (GO): membrane
Molecular function (GO): store-operated calcium channel activity
Source: RefSeq, a predicted model, not a curated record
CCUCUCAUUGCUGCAUGAUAACUCUUCAGUUAUCUUUACAAACUCUAUCUUCAAUAAACACUAAAUAUUAUUCCCCCCACAAGUUUCCAAUUGGUUUCUACACCCGUCGAAAAUUAGAAGCAUCAUUUCUUGAAACCUUCUCACAAUACCCUCGGCAUUUAUCACCACUUGUUGAAGAAAGAAAUAAAAAAACUCACCUCAUCAUUUCGUUGAAUUCAUAUCGUGGAAGAAGAAGGAUUUCUCGUGAAGUUUAAUUUUCUUCGUUAAAUCGUGGAGAUCAUGUUGAAAAUACCUGAAUGAUGUGGAGUGCGCGUAAUCACGCUGGAGCACGUGAAUUCCCUCAACAAUUGCGGCCCGAAAUUUUCAAAUGAGUAAUUGAACAAUCUACAUUUUAUGUAACGGUGGAUUUGUGGGUAUUACAAGAAAAUGUCAGGAUCACGGACAUUGUAUGUUUACUGACAAAUAAAUCUGAAGGAUUCGCAGAUGGGGAUUAAUGUGAUUAUGAAUCAUUUAUGAAUAAUGCACUAGUAGUGACAGAAUGAUCAACGUGAGAGAGUUGUUGAGAGUUAAGUGUCUUUUCCUCGAUUGUUCAGAUGCCGGGGCUUUCCAGGAGUGAACAUAUUGUUUUCCUACAUCGAGAAAUAUUUGUGAAUGAUCAAAUCAUUUUUCAUUCGAUCAUCGAUCGGUGCCGGAGGUGAUCGGAAAGAGUCUUUCGGAUCGUUAAUCAAUGCCCUCGAUCGACUUCAGUGUCAAAUGAUAGCUGUUGUGACGAUAUGGAGACUUUUAACGGUAUCUGAAAUCUUAUCAAAUCGCUCAGCCCUUGAGCCAUUUAUUAUCGUUUACAUGAUCCAAAUGUAACGGUAAAUUAAGACCAAUAAUAAUGCCUCUGAGAUCUCAGGGAUAUUAAUACGGAGGAUUUUUAAAAGAUCGAGCUAUAAACCGGCGAUACUGUGGAUAUAGUGAUAACGUUAAUCAUUCCUUCUGUUUAAAUUUCGUUACUCAAGUCGAUUUCAAGUUGUGGAGGUUUUUCUGUUUUAUUGAAGAAGAGAGAUUCAUCGGGUUGACAGUUUAUUCUUCAAUUAUUCUGAAAAUCAAUAAACAUAAAUGUCAGCCAAUAAUAUACAAUCGACAAAUAAACAUAAAUAAAUAAAUAAAUCGCUGGAGAUGUCGAACGACUUAAUAAACCACGAGCAGAUGCACUCCUUGAGCACUUCCCCAAUGCCUUUGAGCAAUGCCCCCGAAUUCGAAGAGAACAAAUCGAGACAGGACAGCGUCACCAGCAUAUCGGAGAUCAAUGGCCCCAGAUCGCAUAAAUCAACGCAAAUCGAUUUUUCCCAGUACAACUGGAGGUAUGGGCCUGGGGGAGUGCCCAGAACCAGACCCCUAAGUGCUGGAUUGACACCGAAGGCCAAUCAGAUGUUUAGUUCAAAUCCUUCCAUAGGCAGCACUUCCAGGACUCCUCUGCACACAUCGCAGAGUGAAGUUGCCCUGUCGACGAGACGACCUGCUCCAAAAUUUGUGGCUAUUGAUGUUAAAUCUGUGCCGAGCCCUCCUUAUAGCCCUUAUUCCGGCAGCAAUUUGUCAGGUGGCAAUUCCCCGUGCAAUUGCUGCUGCAAUUGCAGUGGAAAACCCAAGGGGGAGGGACCACCUGUUAAUGAGCAUGAUGGACCCCAGGGCCUCAGCUGGAGAAGAUUACACAUGAGCAGAGCUAAACUCAAGGCCACUGCCACUACCUCGGAAUUACUCAGUGGAUUCGCUAUGGUAGCAAUGGUGGAGCUCCAGAUAAACGAGGGAACAGCAGUUCCCGAGUGGCUGUUCGUGAUGUUCGCUGUGUGCACAACAGUUCUCGUCUCAGUUCACAUAUUCGCCCUAAUGAUAAGCACGUAUUUACUGCCAAAUGUCGAGGCAAUUAGUAAACUCCAGGUGUCAAAAUUGAUAACAGAGUCCCCCCAUGAACGAAUGCGAGGUUUUAUAGAACUCGCUUGGGCAUUUUCCACAGUUCUUGGACUCUUUCUCUUCCUCGUGGAAGUGGCCAUCCUCUGUUGGGUAAAAUUCUGGGACUACUCAUUCAUGGCUGCCAUGACCAGCACGAUCAUCGUUAUUCCAGUGUUAAUUGUAUUCGUUGCAUUUGCCGUUCAUUUUUAUCACUCACUCGUCGUUUAUAAGUGCGAGGCGUCAGUGGAGGACAUGGAGGAAUUGGAGAGGAUAAAAAAGAAGUUGGAUAAAGCGACAGUAGGGCAAAGUGCGGUAUGAAUUUCCUACAAAUUAAACUGGUAAAUAAUGUAGGUUUUGAUUCGAUUCCAAUGAGAAUCGCUAAAUUCCUCAAUUUAUAUAGGAAUUGUGAGAGUAAUUUUCCAUAUUUUUUACCGAGCGCUUUCCUUAAAUCGUUGCUAUUUCCAACUUUUUCACAUGGGGUAUUAAAAAAAACAAUAAUUCUCAACUAAACGUGUCACGCUGGUACGUGAAACAGUUUUAUUUCCAAUCUUUAUCGAUUUUUUUAUAUAAAAAAAUGUACAUGGCUGUACACAUGCAAGAAGUUGCAACAGUACAAGCGAGUGCUCUUAGAAUUAUCAAUUAAUGUUAUUAAUUUUAAUUAAUAAUUACAUUAUAUUUAAGAUGUACCUUCUGCAAUGGUAUUUUUUUUCUUAUUGAUUCUUAUUCGUUUUCUGUUGUUCACUUUUUUUCUAUUGUAAGUGUCUUUCACUAAAUGUAUAGACUCUUUAAGUUAUACGUCAUCUCUCUUUUGGGUUUGUGGUGAGAUCGAGUAAACGUUAGGUUCGACAGCUCCAUCAUAAAUUCCAAUCUCCCCUAGUUACACUACUUUUUUUUUAUUAUAUUUCAGACCUCUCAAAAAUCACAAUUUCCAGUUUAUCACUCCCUCGAUUCCAAGACAAACCCGGUGAAAGAAUAAU